Messenger RNA from Sphaerulina musiva SO2202, 780 nucleotides. RefSeq lists its product as uncharacterized. The transcript is spliced from 2 exons. NCBI's taxonomy places the organism in Eukaryota, Fungi, Ascomycota, Dothideomycetes, Mycosphaerellales, Mycosphaerellaceae. Gene Ontology annotation, biological process: protein ubiquitination. Gene Ontology annotation, molecular function: ubiquitin protein ligase activity. The record is from RefSeq and is a predicted model, not a curated record. The coding region runs from base 1 to 780 and encodes 259 amino acids.
AUGGACCGCCCGCCUGAAGAAGACGAGCUCUUCGACCCGCUCUUCGUCUGGAUCAGAGCCAGCCACCGGGGCCCGCCAGCAACUGCCAACGCUACCACGGCGGCCCCUUCGACAGCACUAUUGCCGAGUCGAGAGGAAUUCCUCGCCACCAGCUUGUCUCCGUGCUCCUUUCUCGCCGACCCGUCGUCUCCCUUAUGGGUUGCGCCGGACGAAGAGUGCGCCAUCUGCUACGGACCCCUCCAGCAUGCCGUCAAGCUUCCAUGUAACCAUGUCUAUUGCAAGGAAUGCAUCUUGACGUGGCUCGCAAACAACAACACCUGCCCCAUGGACCGCAGCGUGCUGUUCCGCGUCCCGCCUGCCCCCAUGAGUCUCGCCGAGGAGACGGAUGCCAUGCUUGCUGCAGUAGGGACGCGAUUUACAUCUCGUCUCUGGGAAAUUCAAGACGAAUAUAGCCGUAAGCUCGGACAGCUGAAGCAGCCGAUCCUGGAGGAAAUGGAUAACGAGACCCGCACGCUGAACCAACUCACUCCCCAGCUUUAUUCCCUCCGAGCGAGCCAGAUGGCGGCAAUACCCGCCAUGCUAAUCUGGGACUGGCAACGCUUGGUGCUCGAGAAUGAAGUGGCUGAUUCGAGGCGGCGCUUGCGUGGCCACUUGCACGCGCUCGCACGUGUGUCGAGUCCCCAAACCCAUAUCUGGAGGGAGGCGUCAGAAGCGGUGCUUGCAGCAAGGGAUCAUUACGUCCGAUCUUGCCAUAUCGUGGUGCAACGCAUGGGUGUUUAG